This is a messenger RNA of Schizosaccharomyces osmophilus, 2493 nucleotides long. It is a transcript of the gene apl4, whose product is annotated as AP-1 adaptor complex gamma subunit Apl4. Lineage: Eukaryota; Fungi; Ascomycota; Schizosaccharomycetes; Schizosaccharomycetales; Schizosaccharomycetaceae. The transcript has a single exon. The record is from RefSeq and is a predicted model, not a curated record. The coding region runs from base 1 to 2493 and encodes 830 amino acids. Gene Ontology annotation, molecular function: clathrin-cargo adaptor activity. Gene Ontology annotation, biological process: receptor-mediated endocytosis; Golgi to vacuole transport; intracellular protein transport. Gene Ontology annotation, cellular component: AP-1 adaptor complex; membrane coat; Golgi apparatus.
AUGUCAAGUUUGAAGACGUUUAUUAAAGCCGUGCGCGCGUCGAAGACGACGGCGGAAGAAAACAGUGCAAUUCGUAAAGAAUCGGCACAGAUACGUAAAAACAUUCGCCAAGGAUCAGCGGAUACGCGAAUGCGGAGGAGAAAUGUUGCAAAGUUAUUGUAUUUGUAUUUGUUAGGAGAACCGACUCAUUUUGGACAAAUCGAAUGCUUAAAAUUGCUUUCAAGUGCCCAGUUUAUGGACAAACGAUUAGGAUACUUGGGUGCUAUGCUAUUGCUAGACGAAAAUCAAGAAGUUUUAACCUUGCUUACGAAUUCCCUUCAACAAGAUUUACAAUCACCCAACAAAUUCAUCGUUAGUCUUGCAUUGUCGGCUUUUGGCAACAUCGCCAGUCCUGAAUUGGCUCGUGAUCUUUCAAACAUUAUCUCCAAGCUUUGUGCCAGUUCACAUAAUUAUGUCAGCAAGAAAGCCCUUCUGUGUGCUUUACGUGUGGUACAAAAGGAACCAGAGUUGGCUGAACUGUAUCUUUUGGAUGCUGAAAAGCUUCUUCAUUCCAAAAGUCACGGUGUACUAAUGUCCGAUAUUUCACUUGUGAUGGGAUUAUGUAGAAUCCAUCCCGAUCUCAUUCCCCGUUUUGCUGAGCAUACUGAUGGCCUCAUUCACCGUCUCCGUCAACUUUCUUCCAAUACCUAUUCAUCUGAACUCAAUAUCGGCAAUGUUUCUGACCCCUUUUUGCAAAUAAAAAUACUCCAAAUAUUAUCCGUAUUCGCACAACACGAUGCUUCCGUCAAUGAUCGCAUCAGUGAUAUAUUGGCUCAAGUUUGCAGUAACACAGACUCUUCCCGAAACGCUGGAAAUGCAAUCCUCUAUCAAGCAGUCCGCACCAUCUUAGAUGUCGAUUCGGAUAGCAGCCUUCGUGUUUUGGGCGUUAACAUUCUCGCAAAAUUUUUAGGAAAUCGUGAUAACAACACCCGGUACGUCGCGCUCAAUAUGUUGAAGCGUGUCGUAAAUACAGAGGAAAACGCUGUUCAACGUCAUCGUUCUACUAUUCUUUCGUGCCUUUACGACGUUGACAUCUCUAUUCAAGCUCGCGCUUUAGAACUUUCUACUUUCCUUGUGAAUGAAACCAACGUCCGAUUUAUGGUUCGUGAACUUUUAACGUAUUUAGAUACCGUAUCAGAUGAUAUGCGCUCAAGAACUGCCCAGUAUAUCACCGAGGUUACAAAUGCUUUUGCCCCAAACAAAAGAUGGCAUUUUGAUACACUUUUACGUGUAUUUAAAAGUGCAGGUAAUUUCCUAUCCGAGACUGCUUUAUCAACAUUUCUUCGAUUGAUUGCUAGUGCUCCAGACCUCCACGAGUACGCUAUUUUCAAACUUUAUGCUGCAUUGAAAGAUGACAUUUCCCAAGAGGCCUUAAUCAUGGCCUCCUUGUGGGUCAUUGGUGAGUAUGGUCAAUAUUUAUUAUCUCCUUCCAUGAAUUUUGACGAUGAUACUUUGCCAAAAAGCAUAUCUGAAGACGAUAUUUUGGACCUAGUUGAGGAGGUAUUGAUAGGGACCAACUUCACGCAAGCUACUGUCAUUCAGUAUGGGCUAAAUACUUUGAUUAAACUUAGCACUCGUUUUCAGUCUUCUUCUUCAUUAUCCAAAAUACAAAGGCUAAUCGAGUUUUAUGGCAAGCAUAGAAACACUGAAGUCCAACAGCGCUCAGUUGAGUACCAACAUGUUAUUGAAGAUCCUUCCUUAGACAGAACUGUGAUGCAAUCCAUACCCGCACCUUCUCCGCCAGCACGAAUUACUCCUUACCAAAACGCUGAACAAAAACUGAACGCAUCUAAAAAACCGGUGAAAGAAACUGAAGAAACUAACGACCUCUUAGACCUUAUUGGUUUAGGAGGUGCUUCUCAGGCAGAAACCCUUAUCAAUGAAACUCCAUCUGCUAAUACCACUGCAGCUUACGAUCUUGCAAAUAUAACUUCGGUACCGAAAAAGAGUCAAGUUGAUGAUAUUUUAGGGCUAUUUAGCACGCCUGCACCUGCAGCAGAACCGGCAGCUAACACUUUAGCCAACAGCUUUGCCUCGUUGGACAUGAGUGGCUCUAAUCAUUCGCAGACAGCCUCUACUCCUCCUCAAAGUAAGCAAUACGAACCUCUCCUUGUAUAUGAUAAGCACGAUGUUACAUUGUCGUUGUAUCCUUCAAGAGACGAAGCUACAAAAACUGCUAUCAUAGAAGCAAGGUUCAAGAAUAAAAGCAUAGUAUCAAGAGUUGAAAAAGUGCAUCUUGAAAUAGCAGUCCCAAAAUCUCAAAAACUACGACUUCAACCUCUUCGAUCGACAAGUAUGGAUCCUGGGAUGGAAACUUCUCAGACUAUGCGAAUUCAAGGACCUAAAGAUACCCAGGUCAAGUUGAGGUUGCGGAUAUCCGUAACUAGAGAAGGCGAAGCUGGAAUUCUAGAUCAAAUUGACUAUGGCAAAUUACCUUCGGAUCUUUUAAGUUAG